Xenopus laevis (African clawed frog) is the source of this 1095-nucleotide messenger RNA. RefSeq lists its product as uncharacterized. Lineage: Eukaryota; Metazoa; Chordata; Amphibia; Anura; Pipidae. The record is from RefSeq and is a predicted model, not a curated record. The transcript is spliced from 5 exons. Bases 210 to 1043 code for a protein of 277 amino acids.
ACGUCUACGCCACGGCAAAAACACGUUUGGGCGCGCGCCUGACGUCAUUUUAAAACCGUCACUAACUGUGAGUUGCGCGUACGCCAGUGUUUCAGUUUUGCCACCGGUCACGCAUGCGCAGUGACACAGAGAGGGAGAAAGGGAGCCGGAAACGGAUAUUAUGAGUUUCAUGGAUUGAGUCCCGUUACUGGGGGUCCUGAACAAUCACCAUGACGACGAUCUGUGUGGCCCUACGGACGUGUGUGCGGCAUAAUCCACCUGUGGUCUGUUUCUUCGUGUGCUUAGCUUCCCUUGCCAUUACUCUUUUGUCCUUAUCACUACUUAUAAUGCAGCGGAGCGAUACCAAGGCAGGGAGUCCCUAUGAUGACUAUGGGGAUACGACUGCUCCGGUGCCUGACACUCAUUCCAUGGAUAUGUUGCUGGACUGGGAAGCCCUGCUCUAUGGCAUUAGCUCUCGGAUUGUUUGCCCCAUGGCUACAGUUACAGGAGUCACAACUUCUCCAGCUGAGCAUUCUGGGAAUAUCAGUACUGUGACCACACUGGUCAGGCUGAACGUGACUCCGUUUGACCCGUCGAUCCUGGACUCUGCUAUUCUGAUUUCUGUGACAGGUGCCAAGUUGGGGCUGACAGGUAAAGGGGCAAAUACUAAUAUGAGCAUCGCAAUAUUGCCCAUCAGCGGCAGAGAGACGUGCAAUGACACAACAAGUUGUUUAAGCAAAUAUUGUGUCUCUAUCUCUGGCCCUAAAUCUAUGCUGCCCCAGACCAAGUCUGUACACUGCCCUAUGACUGACACCAAACCCCAGCUGCUGGCAGAGAUGAAGGUGAUGGACCAGGAUGCAUUGCUCCCUUCCACCUGUUAUAGGAUGGUGUAUAAUUCCAGUUCUGCAAUGAAUAUGACUGUGUUUCAGGUGGACAGGUCCUUAUGUAAAAGACACGUGAUGUACAGCCUGUUCUUUGUGGUGGGCUCAUUCAUCACCCUUCUCAUAGUAGUCUUGAUAUGGGCACCGACUGGACACAACAUGAAGCCCAAGGAGCUACUGUGAAUAUAUAUAUAUAUGUCUAUGGCACAAUAAAGUCACUUGCUUUAUGGGGAAA